ACUUCCGGGGCCGCUGUUGCAUCAGAUUGUGGGAAGCUGUCGCUGCGGGUGCGGGUCUCGGAUUCCUUAGGAUGGCAGGUUCCUCCGGAGAGCAGGCUCCCGACUACAGGUCCAUCCUGAGCAUUAGUGACGAGGCCGCCAGGGCGCAGGCCCUGAACGAGCACCUGAGCACACGUAGCUACGUCCAGGGGUACUCCCUGUCCCAGGCGGACGUGGACGUGUUCAGGCAGCUCUCGGCCCCUCCCACGGACGCGCGGCUCUUCCACGUGGCUCGGUGGUUCCGGCACGUAGAAGCCGUCCUGGGCGGCCCCCGCGGCAGAGGCGAGCCCACUGGGCUCCAAGCAAGUCGGGGCCGGCGGGCACAGCCCCAGUGGUGUCCCCCAGCCGGGUCCGAGCCCAGCCAGCUGCGCCUGUACAACAGCCUCACCCGGAACAAGGACGUGUUUAUCCCUCAAAACGGGAGAAGAGUCACGUGGUACUGCUGCGGGCCGACCGUCUACGACGCAUCUCACAUGGGCCACGCCAGGUCCUACAUCUCCUUUGACAUCUUGAGGAGAGUGCUGAGGGACUACUUCAAAUUCGACGUCUUUUAUUGCAUGAACAUCACGGACAUCGACGACAAGAUCAUCACGAGGGCCCGGCAGAACUGCUUGUUUGAGCGGUACCGGGAGAAGCAGCCCCCCGCGGCGCAGCUCCUGGACGAUGUUCACGCCGCCCUGCAGCUGCUGUCCGUGAAGCUGACCGAGACCGCGGAUCCCGACAAGAGGCAGAUGCGGGAACGAAUUCAGCAGGCGGUGCAGCUCGCCGCGGGGCUGCUGGAGGAGGCUGUGCGGUCGGACCUCCCCGCAGAGGACGUCGACAGCCGUGCGCAGGUGUUGCUGGAGGAAGCGAAGGACUUGCUGUCCGAGUGGCUGGACGCCACGCUGGGCAGCGAGGUGACCGACAACUCCAUUUUCUCCAAACUGCCCCAGUUCUGGGAAGGCGAAUUCCACAGAGACAUGGCAGCCCUGAACGUCCUUCCCCCGGACGUCUUAACCCGGGUCAGCGAGUACGUGCCAGAGAUCGUGAGCUUCGUCCAGAAGAUCGUGGACAACGGCUACGGGGACCAAGCCAAGAUGACAGGAGACAGAUCAUUCCGGGCUUCUGGGAGGCAGAGAGCCUUGGCUGGGCCAUGUAGCUACGCUUCCAACGGGUCCGUGUACUUUGACACAGUGAAGUUUGCGUCCAGCGAGAGACACUCGUACGGGAAGCUGGUGCCUGAGGCCGUGGGGGAUCAGAAAGCCCUGCAGGAGGGAGAAGGCGACCUGAGCAUCUCAGCGGACCGCUUGAGCGAGAAGCGGUCCCCCAGCGACUUUGCCCUAUGGAAAGCCUCCAAGCCGGGCGAGCCGUCCUGGCCGUGCCCGUGGGGAAGGGGCCGUCCGGGCUGGCAUAUCGAGUGCUCCGCCAUGGCAGGCACCCUCCUGGGAGCCUCAAUGGACAUCCACGGAGGGGGCUUCGACCUCCGGUUCCCCCACCACGACAACGAGCUGGCGCAGUCGGAGGCCUACUUCGAAAACGACUGCUGGGUCCGCUACUUCCUGCACACAGGCCACCUGACGAUUGCAGGCUGCAAGAUGUCCAAGUCCCUCAAGAACUUCAUCACCAUCAAAGACGCCUUGAAGAAGCACUCAGCACGGCAGCUGCGCCUGGCCUUCCUCAUGCACUCGUGGAAGGACACGCUAGACUACUCUAGCAACACCAUGGAGUCCGCGCUGCAGUUUGAGAAGUUCAUGAACGAGUUCUUCUUAAACGUGAAGGACGUCCUUCGCGCUCCCGUCGACGCCACCGGCCAGUUUGAGAAGUGGGAGAAGGAAGAGGCGGAGCUGAACGAGAGCUUCUAUGACAAGAAGGCGGCGGUGCACGAAGCCCUGUGCGAUAACAUCGACACACGCACCGUCCUGGAGGAAAUGCGGGCUCUGGUCGGCCAGUGCAACCUCUACAUGGCCGCCCGGAAGGCCGCCAGGAGGAGGCCCAGCCGGACGCUGCUGGAGAGCAUCGCCCUGUACCUCACGCACAUGCUGAAGAUCUUUGGGGCCAUAGAAGAGGAGAGCUCCCUGGGCUUCCCGGUGGGAGGACCCGGAACCAGCCUGGACCUCGAGUCCACGGUCAUGCCGUACCUCCAGGUGCUGUCGGAGUUCAGGCACGGGGUGCGGAAGAUCGCCCGGGAGAAGGAAGUCCCUGAGGUCCUGCAGCUCAGUGACGCCCUGCGGGACGACGUCCUGCCCGAGCUCGGGGUGCGGCUGGAGGAUCAUGAAGGACUGCCGACCGUGGUCAAGCUGGUGGACAGGGACACCCUGUUGAAAGAGAGAGAAGAAAAGAAAAAGGUGGAAGAAGAGAAGAGGAGGAAGAAGGCGGAGGCCGCCAGGAAGAAGCAAGAGCAGGAGGCAGCCAAGCUGGCCAAGAUGAGGAUCCCACCUAGCGAGAUGUUCUUGUCCGAAACCGACAAAUAUUCCAAGUUUGAUGAAAACGGCCUGCCCACACACGAUACGGAAGGCAAGGAGCUGAGCAAAGGGCAAGCCAAGAAGCUGAAGAAGCUGUUCGACGCUCAGGAAAAGCUGCACAAGGAGUACCUCCAGGUGGCACAGAACGCAGGCUCCAAGUGAGCGGGCCGGGCGGCCAGCCCCCGUCUCUAGGGCCACCAGCCCCCUCGCCGCGUCAGCCGUGACAGUGUCCCUGCUCUGAUCAUGUUUACAGUGGCCCUCGGUCCUCCAUUAAGAAUUUGUUUGUGGGGCCCACGCCAUCCCCACUCUGAGAUGCCAGUAAUAAAGCCUUCCCCACCGCGA
This is a messenger RNA of Pteropus alecto (black flying fox), 2822 nucleotides long. RefSeq names its product cysteinyl-tRNA synthetase (gene CARS1). The transcript is spliced from 24 exons. Gene Ontology annotation, cellular component: cytoplasm. Gene Ontology annotation, molecular function: ATP binding; cysteine-tRNA ligase activity. Lineage: Eukaryota; Metazoa; Chordata; Mammalia; Chiroptera; Pteropodidae. The record is from RefSeq and is a predicted model, not a curated record. Gene Ontology annotation, biological process: cysteinyl-tRNA aminoacylation. Bases 72 to 2642 code for a protein of 856 amino acids.